Messenger RNA from Portunus trituberculatus (swimming crab), 1347 nucleotides. RefSeq names its product polyglutamine-binding protein 1-like (gene PQBP1). The transcript is spliced from 6 exons. Bases 170 to 1108 code for a protein of 312 amino acids. NCBI's taxonomy places the organism in Eukaryota, Metazoa, Arthropoda, Malacostraca, Decapoda, Portunidae. The record is from RefSeq and is a predicted model, not a curated record. Gene Ontology annotation, molecular function: protein binding.
GUGUAGGAGGCGGCUCAUCUAAUUUAGUCACCCGUCAUCAAUAAACAAACACUCGUCAGUCUGCUUAACGGGACCAGGCAUCGAGAUCAAGCUGGAGCGUUGUGUUGGUCUUGGCUUGUUGUGUUGUGAUUGCUGCAUCGCCUGUCAUUUCUCAGUUCUCACCUUCGCCAUGCCUCUCCCACCUGCACUAGCCGCCAAGCUAGCCAAAAGGGGAAUUAUCAGUGCCCCAAAGGAUCCAGAGCCGGAGUCAGCUGGAGGCACUGAGGAGGAAAUCAUUGCCGAGGACUACGAUGAGACACCCCAGCAGCCGCUCCCCCAUGCCUACCCACAGCUGGAGCCACAGACAAUUGACCCCUUCCAGGGGUACCCGGGGUGUCCCAACAAGUGGAAUGUGUUUCACGAGUGCAAUGCAAUCUGUCGGGACCAGUGGAAGGAUCGCAGCUUUGUGGAGCCUGAGUACGACCGUCGGCGCCUCAAGAUGCUGGCAAAGUACCCGCUACCCACACACUGGCAGGAAGUGCUGGAUCCCGGCAUUGGCCGGUACUACUACUGGAACACUGAGACAGACCUGGUGUCGUGGCUGCCUCCUGGUCACCCUCGCUGUCAGGUGUCCCGCUCGGCUGGCACCCUGCGCAAAGAGAUGGUGGCUGAGAUGCACAAGAACCGCAACACCUCAGGGGCCGGCCAGCAGCAGGAUAAUGACGUGGAGAUGACCAGAGUGGAGAAUGAGGAAGGUCCUGAUGGAGAAGAACAUGGCAGUGAUAAGUCUGAGGGCUCCGGGGAUGAGGGCAGUCAGAGAGACAAGAGGGAGGUGGAGCGGUGGGAGCGCAGGGACAGGGACAAGGGGAAGGAGCGGAGCCGAGGGAGGGACCGUCGCGGGGGACGCCGCCAACCACCCACUGAGGAGCUGGACCCCAUGGACCCUGCUUCCUAUGGGGACUGUGGCAGAGGCACAUGGUCGUCUGGGCUGCCACAGAAGAAUGAGGCACGCACUGGGGCCGAUGUGACGGCCAGCGGUCCACUGUUCCAGAUGCGGCCGUACCCGUCACCUGGUGCGGUGCUCAAGGCCAACGCUGCUGCCUCCACCAUAGGCCCCAAGAAGGCAUAGGCCACUAGCACUGUAAUGGCUUGGUAUCCUCAGUCACUCAUUUGAUGUGCCCUCACUGAGAUUCAUAACAUUGAUCCCUUGGACAUCCAUGUAGUCAAGAGACAUCCUUGUAGCCAAGAGGCAGAUCUAUGUAUGUGGUGAAUCACAUCUGGAAAGGUGUAGUGUCUUUCCUUCAUGUCUUAUGAAAUCUGUUGUACCAAAUGGAACACACAAAGAUUAUUAAAACCUGUUUUAUUUAA